AUGGUGGAAAACACUGUCAUUUCAACUCAUGACUUAUCUAUAGCAUCACCUUUCGAACAAAUCCAACCAUAUGCUCUUAAUAUAAGUCAAUUUUCUCAUCUCCCCGGUGAUGUUCUACUCAAUAUUGCCGAAUUUCUCGAUUUACGUUCUCUUAUCACCUUGAGAACUGUUUCUCGGCUUCUUUAUUUGACACUUCCUAACAAGACCGUUUUCAAUAAGAUUUAUUUAACUAAUAACGUGUCCCCAAUUCAAUUUGAUAAACUUUUGAUUUUUCUUGAAUCAAUAAAGGCAACGCAAUUUAUACGCCAAGUAACGUUUUAUGAAAUGACCAUUACGCAUGAAUCACUAAUUUCGGUAUUAACGCGUUGCGAGAACCUACGCCACAUUUCUGUCUACGGUGGCAAAAAUGUGAAGCUUCGUAAGAUCACUAAAAGUUUGGUCAAGUGGCAACAAGAGAAUUCCAAUGAUUCGCCAAAACUUGAGCAUUUCAAGUCUCUUGUUUUGACACGAUGUGUUGGAGGUCCUCGACGUAACUAUCCAGCUCAAAAAGUAAAUCAAGAUCUUCAGAUUCUUAAAAAGCACAUUAUCAAGCUUGCUGAAUGCGAUGAUCUUUCUUGUGAGCUAUGUACCAAGCGGUGUGAUCAUUGCGGUAUCCAGUAUCAAUUCUGGGACUAUUACUGGAUAACAUGUAGCUGGUGUAAAAAACGCAAUUUUUGCGGGGUGUGUGUCUAUAAUGUAUCUCAAAAUAAUGUAAAUGCCAGAAAUGGUUAUUUUAGAAUGUCCAUGUGUCAGAUGUUUGGCAUGCCUUGCUUUUGA
Ambispora gerdemannii is the source of this 816-nucleotide messenger RNA. NCBI's taxonomy places the organism in Eukaryota, Fungi, Glomeromycota, Glomeromycetes, Archaeosporales, Ambisporaceae. The record is from the annotation of a GenBank genome assembly.